Carlito syrichta (Philippine tarsier) is the source of this 533-nucleotide messenger RNA. It is a transcript of the gene TMEM114, whose product is annotated as transmembrane protein 114. The transcript is spliced from 3 exons. Gene Ontology annotation, cellular component: apical plasma membrane. The record is from RefSeq and is a predicted model, not a curated record. Lineage: Eukaryota; Metazoa; Chordata; Mammalia; Primates; Tarsiidae. Bases 63 to 533 code for a protein of 156 amino acids.
UGACUGAAUGCAGGACAUUAGUGACCUUCUCUUCCUGGUGUCCUCCCUGCCUCUUCCUAGCCAUGCACGGGACGUUUGUGGUUUUGCUGCCGCUCAGCCUGAUCCUGAUGGUUUUUGGGGGCAUGACGGGGUUUCUGAGCUUCCUCCUCGGCGCCUGUCCACUCCUCCUGCUCACUGGGACUCUCUUCCUCUUUGGAGCCCUGGUGACCCUGGCCGGGAUCAGCGUCUACAUUGCGUACUCGGCUGCCGCCUUCCAGGAGGCGCUGUGCCUUCUGGAGGAGAAGGUCCUUCUUGAGCAGGUGGACAUCCACUUCGGCUGGUCCCUGGCCCUGGGCUGGGUCAGCCUCCUCGCCGAGCUGCUCACCGGGGCGGCCUUCCUGGCGGCGGCCCGUGUGCUCAGCCUGCCCUUGCUCCCUGAGCUGCCGUCUGAGAGCGGGGAGAGGGGCACGCGAAGCAGACGCCGGUGGGGAGGGCUGCGGCGGUCAGCCAGGCAGAGUGCCGAGGAGGAGACAGGCCCGGAGAGGCCCGGAUAA